AUGGAGGUGCAGCUCACAGCUGGCAUCCUCUGCGCCCACGGCACAGAACGCCUGCCUGCCCUUCGGCAGGACGGGAUCACUUCCCUCGGCUGCCGGAGGAUGGAGGAGGGAGACGGGGUUUGUGUCGGGGCAGAGCAGAAGGGACCACAGUCAACAGGAGCCCAACGCGGGAGGUGGUACAAGAGGCACCUGACCUACCGGGUGGUGAACUGGCCCUCCUACCUGCCGCAGCACGAGGUGCGCCUGGCUGUGAAAGCCGCCUUUGAGCUCUGGAGCAACGUGUCCUCGCUGGUGUUUUGGGAGGCGCAGGAUGGCCCGGCUGACAUCCGCCUGACCUUCUUCCAUGGGGACCACAACGAUGGACUCAACAACGCCUUCGAUGGACCAGGAGGUGCCCUGGCUCACGCCUUCUUUCCCCGGCGCGGAGAAGCCCACUUCGACAGCGCCGAGCGCUGGUCCCUGCACAGUGGCAAAGGACGCAACCUCUUCGUUGUGGUGGCACAUGAGGUCGGGCACACGCUGGGGCUGGAGCACUCCCCUGUCAAGAGCGCCCUGAUGUCUCCCUACUACAAGAAGCUCAGCAAGGAUUUUGUCCUCAGCUGGGAUGACAUCUUGGCUAUCCAGAAUUUGUACGGGAAGCCCUCCAAAGGCUUGGCCAUCCAGCUCCCGGGAAAGGUCUUCACUCACUUCCAGGACUGGAGCGCGGACCUUUAUGGCGGGGACCAGCAGUGGAGGAGCCUCAGCGCCUAUUACUGCCACUCCUUCUUCGACGCCAUAACUGCUGGUUUUUUUCCCAGUGUGGAGGAUGAAUUCACGCUGAAGGAGCCCCUUCAUGUCUCCACCUUCGCCCCAGCCCAUCGCAGUGCAGGAAGGAAAGAGCCGGGCAUCCCUUCUGCCGUGGGACCGGACGGAGACUGA
Molecule: messenger RNA, 918 nt
Organism: Opisthocomus hoazin
Lineage: Eukaryota; Metazoa; Chordata; Aves; Opisthocomiformes; Opisthocomidae
Source: RefSeq, a predicted model, not a curated record